CGACGGUAUUGUGUGCAUCUGCCCGGGAGGACGGUCUCGACUGAGUCUGGUAGAAGGGAGCGGUAUCAAGACAGGGCUAUCUUCGUCCUCGUCUUCCUGCUCCUCCUCCUCCUCCUUCUCCUCCUCGUCCCACCCCUCGUCCUCGGCCCAUUCUAAUCCCAAACGAUGUGGUUCGGUGCUGGCCAUGUCCAGUAGACGAUCAGGCCUCCGACGUAGGUCAAAGGCCCCUAGGGGAUCUCCACCUCGCGUUCGGAGACGCGGGGCAGGAAUAUGGCCAGUAGUCGAAUGGUUGACUUCAUUGUUCCAGUCCGAUGAGGAUACAAGCUCCCAGCCAGAGGAAGUACUGGCCUCUGUGUCUGCCACAGUCGGCGAAGUGGAUAUACUUCUGGCUGUUCGCGACUCUGUAGCCAACCACUGGGUUAGUCGCUUGCUCAACCGCGAUAUCUUCUACCAACGCUCAUAGGGGAUGUCUUGUGGCGAUGAGUGUCUCUGAGUAGACGCUGAACUGCAUAUUUCGAUCCGAAG
Molecule: messenger RNA, 525 nt
Organism: Sodiomyces alkalinus F11
Lineage: Eukaryota; Fungi; Ascomycota; Sordariomycetes; Glomerellales; Plectosphaerellaceae
Exons: 1
Coding region: 185-463 (92 amino acids)
Source: RefSeq, a predicted model, not a curated record